Messenger RNA from Diatraea saccharalis (sugarcane borer), 639 nucleotides. NCBI's taxonomy places the organism in Eukaryota, Metazoa, Arthropoda, Insecta, Lepidoptera, Crambidae. The record is from the annotation of a GenBank genome assembly.
CCAUUCGAUUUUAGAAUUUUCUAAAUAGGUACUGUGAUAGGUACCGAAUUAUUAAUAAUUGUCAAAAUAAUGUAAAUACAAGACAUAGAUUUACAACAAAGCACAGAUAAUAUAAUAUAUUUCCUUAAGUUCUUUAAAUUUCAUAAUGCAAGGUAGUACAGCACAGGAUAUAGCUAAUUUGGAUCUUUCAACAAUUGCAGCUCUUCAACAAAAAAGAACAUUGGCAUUUGUUAACCACUUCGUUCUAACUACUGUUCAAUUCUUAAAUAAUUUUGCAAAGAAAUGUGAACAAAAGUUAAUGAGUUUCGAAAGGAAACUGGAGAAGGUGGAAGCUGCUAUGGUAUUACUGGAAACAAGAUUAUCAUCAAUUCCAGAGAUAAAUAGAAUUACAGAUGCUAAAAAGACUGAUGAAAACAAAGAACAGGAAUAUGAAACAGCAAAUGAAUUAGAAACAAACAAUGAAGAAAUAAAGGAAAUAAAUGAAACCACACAAAUAACUUUGCAACCAGAGUAUGAUAGAUUUGUUAAGAUGGUGCAAGUUGGAGUGCCUUUACAAGCAGUCAAGUUGAAGGUUGCCAUUGAAGGACUAGAUCCAGAUGUUUUGGAACAAAUUAUAAACAAAUGAACUAUAUAACUUUA